This is a messenger RNA of Capra hircus (goat), 5315 nucleotides long. RefSeq names its product TATA-box binding protein associated factor 2 (gene TAF2). The record is from RefSeq and is a predicted model, not a curated record. The coding region runs from base 291 to 4046 and encodes 1251 amino acids. Gene Ontology annotation, cellular component: transcription factor TFIID complex. Gene Ontology annotation, molecular function: transcription cis-regulatory region binding; RNA polymerase II general transcription initiation factor activity; chromatin binding. NCBI's taxonomy places the organism in Eukaryota, Metazoa, Chordata, Mammalia, Artiodactyla, Bovidae. The transcript has 27 exons. Gene Ontology annotation, biological process: transcription initiation at RNA polymerase II promoter.
GGCCAGGGGUGCCGAGAAAGAUGUCGGCUGGCGGGCGUCGUUGGGCCCUUCUGUGCGGAGGGUCUCCGUGACAGGCGCUCGACGGAGACGACGGACGAGCCGAGUCCCCAGAGCGAGUGUGAGGGGCGGCCGCGGCGGAUCGGGCAGGGCCGGGCGUGGUGCCCAGGGCGCCCCCGCCGCGGGCCGUGACUUUUGGGAGCGUGCGGGAACGGGGAGCGUCCGGUGCCCAAGGCCGGUGAUGCCCCGCCGCGGCCCGGGAGGCCGGGAAGCCGAGCUCCGCGGGGCCCCCGAUGCCGCCGACUGGCUCUGACCCCGCCAGAAUGAACAGGAAGAAAGGAGACAAGGGCUUUGAAAGCCCAAGGCCGUAUAAAUUAACCCAUCAGGUCGUCUGCAUCAACAACAUAAACUUCCAGAGAAAAUCUGUCGUGGGAUUUGUGGAACUGACUAUAUUUCCCACAGUUGCAAACUUAAAUAGAAUCAAGUUGAACAGCAAGCAAUGUAGAAUAUACCGAGUGAGGAUCAAUGACUUAGAAGCUGCCUUUAUUUAUAAUGAUCCAACUUUGGAAGUUUGUCACAGUGAAUCGAAACAGAGAAAUCUCAAUUACUUCUCCAACGCUUACGCGGCUGCGGUUAGCGCUGUGGAUCCUGACGCAGGGAAUGGGGAGCUGUGCAUUAAGGUUCCAUCAGAGCUGUGGAAACACGUCGAUGAGUUAAAGGUCCUAAAGAUACACAUCAAUUUUUCUUUGGAUCAGCCAAAAGGAGGUCUGCAUUUCGUGGUACCCAGUGUAGAGGGAAGCAUGGCAGAGAGAGGUGCUCAUGUGUUCUCUUGUGGGUAUCAAAACUCCACAAGAUUUUGGUUCCCAUGUGUUGAUUCGUACUCUGAGUUAUGCACGUGGAAGUUAGAGUUCACAGUGGACGCCGCCAUGGUGGCGGUCUCCAAUGGAGACUUGGUGGAGACCGUGUACACCCAUGACAUGAGGAAGAAGACCUUCCAUUACAUGCUCACCAUCCCGACGUCCGCGUCCAACAUCUCCCUGGCCAUUGGACCUUUUGAAAUCCUCGUGGACCCGUAUAUGCACGAGGUUACUCAUUUUUGUUUACCUCAACUUCUGCCAUUGCUUAAACAUACCACAUCGUAUCUUCAUGAAGUUUUUGAAUUUUAUGAAGAAAUUCUUACAUGUCGAUACCCAUAUUCCUGUUUUAAGACUGUAUUCAUUGAUGAAGCUUAUGUUGAAGUGGCUGCUUAUGCUUCCAUGAGCAUUUUUAGCACGAAUCUGCUGCACAGUGCUAUGAUUAUAGAUGAGACGCCUUUGACCAGAAGGUGUUUAGCCCAGUCUUUGGCCCAGCAGUUUUUUGGAUGUUUCAUAUCCAGAAUGUCUUGGUCUGAUGAAUGGGUAUUGAAAGGAAUUUCUGGUUAUAUUUAUGGUCUUUGGAUGAAAAAAACUUUCGGUGUUAAUGAAUACCGCCACUGGAUUAAAGAGGAGCUGGACAAAAUAGUGGCGUAUGAACUAAAAACUGGUGGAGUUUUAUUACAUCCCAUAUUUGGUGGAGGAAAAGAGAAGGAUAAUCCAGCGUCCCAUCUGCACUUCUCCAUAAAGCAUCCACAUACGCUCUCCUGGGAGUACUACACCAUGUUCCAGUGCAAAGCUCACCUUGUGAUGAGACUGAUUGAAAACAGGAUCAGCAUGGAGUUCAUGCUGCAGGUUUUCAAUAAACUGCUAAGUUUGGCUAGUACUGCUUCAUCUCAGAAGUUCCAGUCACAUAUGUGGAGUCAGAUGUUGGUUUCCACAUCUGGAUUUUUGAAAUCCAUCUCAAACGUCUCUGGCAAAGACAUCCAGCCUUUAAUAAAGCAGUGGGUAGACCAGAGCGGAGUGGUAAAAUUUUAUGGAAGUUUUGCCUUUAAUAGGAAGCGAAAUGUCUUGGAACUGGAAAUAAAACAAGAUUAUACAUCUCCUGGAACCCAGAAAUAUGUGGGACCACUUAAAGUGACAGUACAGGAAUUAGAUGGAUCCUUCAAUCAUACAUUGCAAAUUGAAGAAAACAGCCUUAAGCAUGAUAUACCUUGCCAUUCCAAAAGCAGAAGGAAUAAGAAGAAAAAAAUUCCACUGAUGAAUGGUGAAGAAGUUGACAUGGAUCUUUCUGCAAUGGACGCCGACUCCCCGCUGCUGUGGAUCCGGAUCGACCCGGACAUGGCGGUGCUGCGGCGGGCGGACUCGGAGCAGGCGGACUUCAUGUGGCAGUACCAGCUCCGCUACGAGCGGGACGUGGUGGCGCAGCAGGAGGCCAUCGCGGCCCUGGAGCGCUUCCCCACCCCCGCGUCCCGGCUCGCGCUCACCGACGUCCUGGAGCAGGAGCAGUGCUUCUACCGCGUGCGCAUGGCCGCCUGCUUCUGCCUCGCAAAGAUUGCAAAUUCAAUGGUGAGCACAUGGACAGGACCACCAGCUAUGAAGUCACUCUUUACUAGGAUGUUUUGUUGUAAAACUUGUCCAAACAUUGUGAAAACAAACAACUUUAUGAGCUUUCAAAGUUACUUUCUACAGAAGACUAUGCCAGUUGCAAUGGCCUUAUUGAGAGAUGUUCACAACCUUUGUCCCAAAGAAGUCUUAACGUUUAUUUUAGACUUAAUCAAGUACAAUGACAACAGAAAAAAUAAGUUUUCAGAUAACUAUUACCGCGCAGAGAUGAUUGAUGCCCUUGCCAACUCUGUUACGCCUGCAGUCAGCGUGAAUAAUGAAGUCCGAACUUUGGAUAACUUAAAUCCGGACGUGCGACUCAUUCUUGAAGAAAUCACUAGGUUUUUGAACAUGGAAAAACUUCUUCCAAGUUACAGGCACACCAUCACUGUCAGCUGUCUGAGAGCCAUACGAGUGCUUCAGAAGAACGGGCAUGUGCCCAGUGACCCGUCUCUCUUCAGAUCUUAUGCAGAGUAUGGCCACUUUGUGGACAUCAGAAUAGCAGCUUUGGAAGCGGUGGUUGAUUACACUAAAGUGGACAGGAGUUAUGAAGAAUUACAGUGGCUACUUAACAUGAUUCAGAAUGACCCUGUACCCUAUGUAAGACAUAAAAUUCUAAAUAUGUUGACUAAAAACCCACCCUUUACUAAGAGCAUGGAGUCUCCCUUAUGCAAUGAAGCUUUGGUAGAUCAACUUUGGAAACUUAUGAAUUCUGGCACUUCACACGACUGGAGGCUGCGGUGUGGGGCUGUGGACUUGUACUUCACGCUUUUUGGCCUCAGUAGACCUUCCUGCUUACCCUUGCCAGAACUUGGCUUGGUCCUUAAUUUGAAAGAGAAAAAAGCUGUCUUGAAUCCAACCAUCAUUCCAGAGGCCAUAGCAGGCAACCAAGAAGCUGCAGUGAACCCAAGCAGCCACGCACAGCUAGCUGGAUUCCAGAACCCUGAAGAUGAUCACCUUGCCAAGGAAGCCUCAUGUAAUAUGUCAGCUCAUCAGCAGGGAGUGAAGAGGAAGGCUGACACACCACUGGGGUCCCCACUAGAGCCUGGUCAAAUACUGGAGAAGAAUGAGGAUAGCAGUAAAGUCAAACUCAAAAUCAGAUUUUCAAGUUCUCAAGAGGAAGAAGAGAUUGACAUGGAUACUGUUCAUGAUAGCCAGGCAUUCAUUUCCCAUCAUCUAAACAUGCUUGAAAGGCCGUCAACUCCAGGGCUCUCCAAAUAUCGUCCAGCUAACUCGCGAUCUGCUCUGACGCCCCAGCACUCAGCAGGCUGUGACGGCACGCCCACCACAAAGCCUCAGUGGAACAUGGAGCUCCCACGGAAGGGGACAGGUAAAGAGCAGCCCCCUCUGGAGAUGAGUGUCCAUCCGGCCGCAGCAGCUCCGCUGUCGGUGUUUGGCAAGGAGCCCGCGUCCUCCAGGCACGGCGAGCACCACCACCACCACCACCGCGAGCACAAGAAGAGGAAGAAGAAGCACAAGCACAAGCACAGGCACAAGCACAAGCGGGACGGCCGGGAGCGGGGCCGGGCGCCGCUCGCCUUCCCCAGCCCCGCCGGCGGCAGGUCCGCGCGCUCCCCGCCCCUGUCGGACUGAGCCGGCCGGGACCGCGCGCAGACUGAGACGGGCCGGGGGACCGCUCCCCCUGCGUGCAGAACGGCAUGCAGACUGAGACGGGACCGCACGCAGACUGAGACGGGCCGGCGGCCGCUCCCCCUGCGUGCAGAACGGCAUGCAGACUGAGACUGCAGACUGAGACGGGACAGCACGCAGACUGAGACGGGACAGCACGCAGACUGAGACGGGCCGGGGGCCGCUCCCCUGCAUACAGAACAGUAUACAGACCCAGCCCUUCAUCAGCUGGGAAGAUGAUAGAAAAAGUCACCUCUUGUAGAGACUCAAGUUCUAAAUAUUUGAUUUAUAUUAUUUAUGCAGUUGAAACCUAAUUAGGAAAAUGUGUUUUAUCGUCCUGAGUAAACCACCUCAUCCGGUCUCUUCCUGGACACACACACAGAGCAGACCCUCCCUCAGGGCCUCGUGUGCACGGGCAGCCCCCAUCGCAUCAUGGUCUCCGUGUGCACUGCCAAAGUCAAUUAUGUUUUAAAGCCUUUGAUUGAUACGAUGGUACAAAGUUAUGUUUUAAACAGAAGCUACUGCCAAGCCUGUGGUAAAACCACUGUUUCCAGUGAAAGAUUGUAUAGCACCAUUUGGAACUACUGAAUGCUGGAGCCUUUUCUAGAGGGCUCUUCUGUUGCGUGUUUUUGUGUGUAUCUGUUAACUGUAGAAGCCAAUGCUGAAGUUUUCAGAGGCAGCUUAAAAAAAAAAGGCUCUUUUGAUAGCACAUUUGGUCAUUAUGUUGUUGGACUUUAACAAAACUACCAAAUCCACGGUUCUCAAAUCAAGAUGUUUAAAUUAUAACUUCCUUUUUUUCAUUAAGUAUAAGUGAAUACAUUCAUAUGUAGAACAUGUUUACCAAAUGUGCACAAUUAAUACACCCAAUACAUAUUCUAAAAUUAUUUCUCUUAACGAUGGUACCUUAAAAAGGUGUUUAUAUGCUGUUCAUAAGCGUAAAUGUAGACAUUUUGACCCUCAGCGUGAGUAUACCAGCAGUAUUUAAAAAACAUACGAAACAUUUUGGUUUCCUACUUCAAUAGUUUGAAUGCUUGUGUGGGUUUUUUAAUUUCCAAAUUUACCAUGUGCUUUGUUGUUUGCCUAAAAAUGUUGCUCAUACCUGUUCUAUUUUAAUCAUUCCCCUUAUCAUUUAGAAAGUGUGACUGAAUACUUCUUCCCAGAAUAGAUGUUUCAAAGGGAUUUGGUAAUGUUGGGCUUAAAUAUACUUGUUUAAUAAAUAACUUUUUAAAUCGA